AUGAAUAGAAUUACCCAAAAUAAAAAGGGGAGUUUGGAAAGAAAAAAGAUUGCGCCCGCCCUCAUGAAUUUCGAAAAAUAGCAGAAACAAAACUCAAAGCCCCUUCUUCUCCAUUCAAUUCGCCGUUGAUUCUGCGAUUUAAUUUUCCGUCGCGAUGGAAGAAGGCGGAGGAAGCUCGGAAAUGGAGUACACUAACAUCGACGCUGCCUCCGACGCUCUCGACUGCUCCACCAUUUUCCACCUCGCCUCCGACAUCGUCGGUUUCAUUCUCUUCAUGCACCAGCAGAUCCCCUCAUUACUCCAGGACAUCACGCUCGAAUUCGAUGAACUACGGUCCGAAUUCAAGGAAUUGGAAAUUGAGCUCUCGGAAAGUGAACCGAAGGCUCCAUUGAUAAGGAGAAAGCUAGCUGCCCGAAAAAGGGAAGUGAAAAUGGGGAUAAGAAGGUUAGAGAAAUUGAUGGGGUGUAUAUCUAAUCUCAAAGCCGCACUUCAGUUGUUGAUUGCUGAAGUUCCAAAUGUCGAUAAAAUCUCUCUGGUUCUUGGACCUAGUCCUCUAAGGCCUUUGCACAUCUAUGAAUUGAGUUUCUCAAAUGGGAGGCCAUUUUUGGAGGAUUUCAGUAGAAGUAAAACUGCAGAAACGCUAUCUAGAAAGGCAAUACGCAUGAUGAUAUCGAAGGGUGUUGGGUCAGAUUCUUAUGCUGGUCCUACAAAAUUAUUCCUCUUGGUGAAAGCUCCCUCUUACCUUAAUUUGCCUCUGCACUUUCUUCCCAAGCGCGAGUUUCGGCCAAACAGGAAGAGCAAGCCUUUUAGAUUGAGAUUCAGGUGCAGAACCCAUAAUCUGGAAAUGAAUCCUCGACGUAAUGAUUGUGCUAGCUCAGUCGAAGUGCAGCACUCUCCAUCACCGGAUUUGAUCUGGUUUCAGUGUCGACACACUAUCAAGGGCUUGGCCUCGAGGGCGUCACCUGCAGAAGAUUGAAACACAAUGCUGUGCAGAGAGGCAAUUCGUGCUAGAGUUUAUAGAGCAAUGAAACUGCUCGCAAAUGUUUUGCAUGUUUGUAUUCACAGCAUGGAUACAGGGGAAGCCAAGGAAGAAAUAGUUGGUAUUGUACUUGUUAAUUUUGUGUAUUUUUCCAUUUUCAUAAUUUCUUUCUUUUGUUCAGGAAUAUCAGAUUAUGUUAUUAGGUAAUAGCGAAGACAUGGAGGCAAAGGGAUGCCUAACAAAAUGGUACACAUGUAGUGCUCGUUUGGUUUAAGUAGAGGAAUGAAAAAAGGAAUGAAAUCAAAUAAAGUGGUGGAAUGAUAACAA
Molecule: messenger RNA, 1306 nt
Organism: Salvia miltiorrhiza (redroot sage)
Lineage: Eukaryota; Viridiplantae; Streptophyta; Magnoliopsida; Lamiales; Lamiaceae
Exons: 7
Coding region: 155-976 (273 amino acids)
Biological process (GO): regulation of exit from mitosis
Cellular component (GO): nucleus
Source: RefSeq, a predicted model, not a curated record